Adineta steineri is the source of this 975-nucleotide messenger RNA. Lineage: Eukaryota; Metazoa; Rotifera; Eurotatoria; Adinetida; Adinetidae. The record is from the annotation of a GenBank genome assembly.
AUGAUCGCUCCACAACUUCAUUUUCUGGCUGAUAUAGCUGAUCAAAUGGAACAAAUAAAUCAUCAUGAUGAUGAACAUGAUCAAUCAUCAAAUGAAGAAAAUACACAUGAUGAUCAACAGCAACUAUUAUUCAAAUAUCUUGCUGAAUCAUUACAAAAACAGCAACAACAACAACAACAAAGUGCACCAAUUGAUUUUUCAACAACAUCAAGUAAUCUUAAAAAAGAACUACAAGAUGGUGAUGAUAAUGAUGAUGAUGAUCAAGAUGAUGAAGAAGAAGAAGAAGAUUUAGAUAUGCAAGAUAAACAAUCUUCUUCAUUAAUUCCUUCAUCAAUGUCAAUGUUACCACCAUUAUUACUUCGUAAUAAACAUGGUAAACCUACUCGACCAUUUAAAGCUUAUCCACGUGAUCCAUUAUCUUUACCACUUGGUUUUUAUUCUCCAUUAGUUCCAUCAUCAGAUAAUCUUUUAAAUGUAUUAGCAUCAUCGAAUGAUGAUUUCUCUAAACAAUUUCGUAAACGUAUUCAACAAGCUCAAGAUCGUUUUAUAAAUCGUGGAAAAGAUUCACCAAUAAAAAAUUCUAAUCAACAACAACAACAACAACAACAACCACCACCACUACAAGAAAAACUUCAUAGUCCAUCUUCAACAACAAAUCAUAUACCGCCAAAAAAACGUUAUAGACCAAAUACACCACCACCAGAAAUUUCUUCAUUAACUUUAAAUCAACAAACAAGUCAGGAUACAGAUACAAAAGAUGAUGCUUACUGGGAACGACGAAGGAAAAAUAAUGAAGCUGCUAAACGUAGUCGUGAUGCACGACGCGCGAAAGAAGAUGAAAUAGCUCUUCGAGCGGCUUGGCUUGAACAAGAAAAUCUUAAACUUCGACUUGAAAAUGCACAUUUAAAACAAGAAAAUGUUCAACUUCGUUGUCAAAUCUAUGGUUCAACAGAUUUAUCUAAUACCUCAACAUAA